Messenger RNA from Ornithodoros turicata, 1107 nucleotides. RefSeq lists its product as uncharacterized. The record is from RefSeq and is a predicted model, not a curated record. Gene Ontology annotation, molecular function: zinc ion binding; nucleic acid binding. Bases 1 to 1107 code for a protein of 368 amino acids. The transcript has a single exon. NCBI's taxonomy places the organism in Eukaryota, Metazoa, Arthropoda, Arachnida, Ixodida, Argasidae.
AUGAGCUCCGUUGGAGCGGUGACAACGGCUAGGCCUAGCCGGGAAAGUUCUGAAUAUAAACUGAUACUGCCGUCCAGCAUGCCCUCAGGUACUGUUUCCCUGAAUACUUUGUUUCUACACGCGGAUCCCUCCGGCAGACCGUACAAGGUGGAGGAUUUUGGGACUGCUCUCGAAGGCAUUGUGAAGAAAGAAGAUGUGUCAGCCUUUGGAGGAUUCCAGUUUAACCACCUAUGGGCCCUUACUUUCCACAAUGGAGCUGCGAAGGACAAGCUACUGCUUCUGAAGGAAAUAACCGUAAAAGGCAGGAGGUGUGUCAUUCUCGACCCCAACAAGAAGGAAGUCACAAUGAAAAUUCAUUGGCUUCCUCAACACGUCCCAGAUGAGGCAGUCGUCAACGCAUUUGCAAAAUAUGGAAAAGUGGCCAACAUCGUCCGACAGAGAUGGAAAACCUCGUUUUUCGAAGGCUUGGAAACGACAACGCGGCACAUGAAUUUAACCCUAAAAGGGGGCGUAACGACGGAUAGUCUACCUCACAUGCUACAAGUGUCGGGCUGUCACGUGCUGAUCGACGUGCCGGGAAGACCACCGCUGUGCUUGAGGUGUAAAGGCGUUGGACACAUUAGAAAGCAGUGUCAUACGCCCUGGUGCAAAACAUGCAGACGUUUUGGUCACGAGGCGGACGAAUGUGUGACGACGUAUGCUUCUAGAUUGAGAAAAUGUGAAGGGCAAAAGGAAGACCUUGUUAUAGACAUCGACGAAGCUAAUGGGUGUGGAGGCAUAAACGAAAGGCAAGAUGAGACAGCAGGAGACCCAGAAGUCCCGGAAAAUUCAAGAGUGCGGGAACAUCAAAAAGGAGAAUCGCCUGCGUUGCAACGGGAGUGGAAGGAUCUAGGAUGUGCAAACGCGAGUGAUAAAGAAGCUGAACAAACAAAAAUAAAAUGUGAUAAAUCAGACAUGGCGGAAGCUUUCAAGGAAAAACGAGAUAAGGAAGAAGUAGAAGGUACGUCAGUAAAGAAAUAUAAGACAGCGCCUAGGCAAAGAGAUGCACCAAAUAUUGCAGAAGUUGGAAGAUCGCAACUGGAGGACGUGGGAUUUCCGGAAUUAUAA